UAUUGAAAGGGAGAAAGAAACGACAGGGAGAGGAGACGAAAGCAGAAGCCGCUUAGAGACGCCCAUAGCCGGCCCACCUUCAGAUUUGCCAAACCACUCCCUUCCAAAUCCCAGCUUUGCCGCCCCUUCCCUUUUCCUUUAUAACUCCUCUCCUUCAAAGACCAAGUCAUCUCUCUCUCUCUCUCUCUCUCUCUCUCUCUCUCUCUCUCUGGUGAAGACUAAUGGCGAAGAUUUCACAACAACAACAACAGCAGAAGAACACCAACAACAACAGCAAUGGCAACAACAACAACAACAGCAAUCUUACUACGACUACCACAACGAAAAUGAAACGAACGAGGAAAAGCGUCCCCAGAGACUCUCCCCCUCAACGCAGCUCCAUUUUCCGGGGUGUCACGAGGCAUCGAUGGACUGGUCGAUAUGAAGCUCAUCUCUGGGAUAAGAACUGCUGGAAUGAAUCCCAAAAUAAGAAAGGAAGACAAGUCUAUUUAGGUGCUUAUGACGAUGAAGAAGCAGCUGCACAUGCAUAUGACUUGGCAGCAUUGAAGUACUGGGGCCAAGACACCAUCCUCAACUUUCCUUUAACGACUUACAGCGAAGAACUGAAAGAAAUGGAUGGACAGUCCAAAGAAGAAUACAUAGGAUCUUUGAGAAGGAAAAGCAGCGGAUUUUCUCGUGGAGUCUCUAAAUACAGAGGUGUUGCAAGACAUCAUCACAAUGGAAGAUGGGAAGCUCGAAUUGGAAGAGUAUUCGGCAACAAAUACCUCUACCUUGGAACUUAUGCCACCCAGGAAGAAGCAGCUACCGCGUACGACAUGGCCGCGAUCGAGUACCGUGGACUUAACGCCGUUACGAACUUCGAUCUCAGCCGUUACAUCAAAUGGCUACGUCCCAACCCCCAAAACCCUAACCCUAACGCUAGCUCCGACCCCGCAAACCCUAACCCUAGCCCCAGCGCCGACCUAGGUCUGGGGUUCCUCCGCCAACGCCAAGCCGGCGCCGCCGACGCGGCGCCCCCGCCACGCCCGGCCGGUGGCGCUGCGGCUUCAUCGGCGCUGGGGCUCCUGCUGCAGUCAUCCAAGUUCAAGGAGAUGCUGGAGAUGACGUCGGCCGCAGACUGCCCGUCGACACCGCCGGAAUCUGACAACCCGCGGCGCUGCAGCUUCCCGGAAGACAUACAGACCUACUUCGAGUGCCAGUACAACGGGGAAGGGGAUGACGUCAUCUUCGGCGAUCUGAACUCCUUCGCACCGCCGAUGUUCGAGUGCGAGCUGGAGGUGGAGUGAAAAAGAUCGGCGAUUAUUUGAGCGGUGUGAAUACGAGGGAAGCGACGAGAAGGGGAGAUUCUUUUUGGACGGUUGUGAUCGGUCUGAUGUAGAUAGACUAUAAAGAUUCAUCAUUAUUCUAAUUUAUUUUCAAAUAACGGACACGUGGCGGUUUAAGGGUUUAAGAUGGUGGGUUUUUUUUUUUUUUUUUUUUUUUAAAAAUUAUUGGAAUUUUCAUAAUAGAAGAAAUAUCGCAAUCGUUAUUUUUAUUUUUAUUCUUUUUUCAUAAUGUGGUAUGGACAGGGAUGUGAUUAUAGUGGAUGUUACCGUACACUCAGUAAAUCUGGACCAUUCAAAUGGUGGGUCCCACAGCGAAUUGCCUCUGGUGAAAAAAUGGAAAUCAGAUUGAAUAAACUCUAUGGUUUUUCUUGCGUGGUCCCCCAGACACUGCAAGGUUCGCCAGAUGGACGUUCUGGAUUUACUAAAGAAAAUGGCAUCCAAGCAGCAUUUGAAGAUAAAUGAGUUUUUGUUUUAACU
This is a messenger RNA of Magnolia sinica, 1802 nucleotides long. Its product is annotated as AP2-like ethylene-responsive transcription factor At1g16060. The record is from RefSeq and is a predicted model, not a curated record. Gene Ontology annotation, molecular function: DNA binding; DNA-binding transcription factor activity. Gene Ontology annotation, biological process: regulation of DNA-templated transcription. The transcript has 8 exons. NCBI's taxonomy places the organism in Eukaryota, Viridiplantae, Streptophyta, Magnoliopsida, Magnoliales, Magnoliaceae. The coding region runs from base 222 to 1286 and encodes 354 amino acids.